Tribolium madens (black flour beetle) is the source of this 1246-nucleotide messenger RNA. It is a transcript of the gene Atg5, whose product is annotated as autophagy protein 5. The transcript is spliced from 4 exons. The record is from RefSeq and is a predicted model, not a curated record. Gene Ontology annotation, cellular component: cytoplasm; phagophore assembly site membrane; Atg12-Atg5-Atg16 complex. The coding region runs from base 151 to 942 and encodes 263 amino acids. NCBI's taxonomy places the organism in Eukaryota, Metazoa, Arthropoda, Insecta, Coleoptera, Tenebrionidae. Gene Ontology annotation, biological process: autophagy of mitochondrion; nucleophagy; cellular response to nitrogen starvation.
GGCGCCACAAGCUUUAGAAUUGUCUUAAAAGUCAAAAGUUUUUUCUAACCUAAAAUGCCACACUCCUGUCAGUGGUUAAUGUGGGUUCAUUUAUCGUGUUCCGAUUAAUUAUAACUGAGUAUGUGAAAAUAGAACCGAUUAGUGUGAAGUAUGGCUAAUGACAGAGAGAUUUUGCGAGAAGUAUGGGAGGGUAAAUUGCCCGUUUCCUUUCAACUGGACCCUGAUGAAGUUGUUGAGUUGCAACAACCGGACCUCUUUUAUUUAAUGGUACCACGUUUGAGUUAUUUUCCUUUAGUUACGGAUAAAGUCCGCAAACAUUUCUUACGGUAUGUGGCGAAUGAUAAACAAGACAGAGAAAUGUGGUUGGAGUAUGAUGGGCAACCCAUGAAGUGGCAUUAUCCCAUAGGAGUUCUUUACGAUUUGCUUAUCACAUCAGAUGAUCAAUUGCCGUGGAACAUUACUGUUCAUUUUGAUAAGUUUCCAGGGAAUCAGAUUUAUAAAUUCAGCAACAAAGAAACUGUUGAGUCCUAUUUCAUGGCUUGUUUGAAGGAAGCUGACGUGUUGAAACAUAGAGGACAAAUUGCAAGUAAUAUGCAGAAAAAAGACCAUAAUCAGUUGUGGUUAGGGUUACAAAAUGACAAGUUUGAUCAGUUUUGGGCUGUGAAUCGUAAACUCAUGGAAGUCUCACAAGAACAAGAACAUUUCAAAUACAUUCCGUUUAGGUGUUACAUGGAUGAUGGUUACAGACAAAAAUUGAUUAAACCAGUUGCUGAAGAUGGGCGUCGUAAAACUUUACAAGACUUAAUAGACGAAAUGUUUCCAGGAAAAAAUGUUGUUAUUAAAACCCAUGGUAUGAUUCCUCCUCUAGAAACACCUUUGCAAUGGAUGUCUGAACAUCUUAGUUAUCCUGAUAACUUUCUGCAUUUGUGUGUACAAACGUAAGCUUUUGUGUGAUAUUGUCAAGAAUUUUUGUAUUUAUUGCCUUAAUGUCAAAUGUACGUUAUGUAGGUGCACAAGCUUAUUUUUUGUAUAAGUUAAGACUAAAAUAGUAUAUUCAAAUUGUAAUUAUGGAUGCUGAGACACGUAGUAGACAAAUGUAUUUUCUGAAAACUUUAUUACUGUCUCUUCUGAUAAAAUAAUUGAUUAGAUAAAUAGAUCGAUUUUGUUGCAAUGCAAUGCCAAAAUAUUUAAUAAAUUAUAUUAUGAAUUUUUACAUUUAUCUUAAAUAAAGUUCUUUUUAAGUAGU